AUGCCGACUUCACUCCAUCCGCAAGCUAAAUUCGAUCCCAUUCCGCCAGACCUUGAUUUGUACGGCCUGGUAGAUCGGACACCGAAUUUCAAAUGGGUACAGAGAGUCUCAAGGUCUCAAGUACUUGGUCUUGGUCAGCAGGGGUUUGAAAAGCUUAUUCAAAUACAUGUUAUCGCUGGAGGGAAACCACUGGUCAUUGAUGGCUGGGAUGCGCUCUUGCCAGAGGAGCUCUUCAAUGUCAACUGGCUCGAAAAGACAUAUGAUAAAAAAGAGGAAAAUGUUCGCGACGUAACUGCCGGUACGGAUAUUCCAAUGACAACUGGACAUUAUCUGAGGUCGAUGAAGCAACUGACAAACCAAUGGACUCCACAAAACUUCCGGGAUGAGCGUCGGCAAAGACUUUACCUGAAAGACAUCGACUGUCCCGUGGAGUGGCGAUAUGAAUUGCAAACAAUUUUGCAUCCCAACUUAUUUUAUCUGAACGACAACGUCACAAAAUCAGGUUCAUCGAAUCCAACACGACGGCCUGGAGGCGAUGGUCAACAUGGCGAAAACUCCAUAGCUCCUGCGGGAGACCUCAUGUCAAGCCUACCCGAGGAGAUGCGGGCCGAAAACUUAAUGUGUUAUGUUGGUCACGAAGGCACCUAUACACCAGCUCAUCGAGAGAUGUGUGCUUCUGUUGGACAUAAUAUCAUGGUGGAGACCUCAGGUGAUAGCCCUGGAGAAAGACCCGGAAGUUCUAUCUGGUUCAUGACUGAAAGUAAAGAUCGUGAUGUGGUCCGUGAAUACUUUUUGUCGAUGUUGGGCCAUGAUAUUGAGAUUGAAAAGCAUUUUGCGCAAAUUAACGCUUGGAAGAAGGCUCCUUUCGAUGUCUACCUUGUCGAUCAGCGUGCUGGCGACUUUAUCAUCAUUCCGCCGCUGGCAGCCCAUCAAGUCUGGAACAGAGGUACUCGAACAAUGAAAGUGGCCUGGAACCGAACUACUCCUGAGACUCUGCGUUUGGCAUUGCGCGAGGCUCUACCAAAAGCGAGACUGGUGUGUCGUGAUGAACAAUAUAAAAACAAGGCGAUUAUAUAUUUCACCCUGCACAAAUAUUACCAGCUCUUGAAAGAAAUGGAAAGACAAGAAGAUAUCACCCAGAACAGCUUCAUGGGCAUUGGAAGAGACAUCGUCAGAAAUUCACCCCGGGCGAGACAGCUUGCUGGAGAUUUUAGGUCUCUCUUCAGUCUUUUUACAGAAAUACUUAUCGAUGAGGCCUUUGCAUACAACGAGAAACAAGUCGAAAGACUGCCCUUUGACUCAUGCGUCACUUGCUCAUACUGUCGCUGCAAUAUAUUCAAUCGAUUCCUCACCUGCAAAAAUUGCACAAGGGUCCUUGUUAACGGAGAUGAAGAUGCAUACGAUAUAUGUAUGGAAUGUUACGCCAUGGGAAGGUCCUGUGCUUGCUUAUCUGGUCUUCAAUGGUGUGAACAAUGGUCUUGGUCUGAGCUUAGCGGGAAAUAUGAGCUAUGGCGUGAGAUGGUCAUCGUCAAUGAUGGUUUUGUUGAUCUGCAUAGCUCACCUCCUCCUUUCGAGACGGCUCGACAAAAAUCAGCCAAGAAAUCAGUGGCGCAGAUAUGUCAGGAGGCCCUCAUCAGGCGCCCGUGGAAAGAUAUUACGAAGCAAGACGUUGGCAAAGUUGCGAGUGAUUCUGAGCAAGGAGACGUUGAGGAUGAACCUAAGAAGAAAACGAAAAGGAAGCAGAAGAAGGGCGAAGUCCGCCGAUGUCACGUAUGCUGCCAUAAGGACUACAGUUAUCGAGUUCAUGAAUGCUCGAAUUCGGAGUGUGCAGAAGCAUAUUGCUACGGCGUUCUCUAUAGAGCUUUCGAUAUGAUGCCGCAGGCAGUUUUGCAAAAUGAAACUUGGCAGUGCCCAAAAUGCUUGGGCAUUUGCAAUUGUGGGUAUUGUCGUCGGGCAGGAAACACGAACCCAUAUACACCUAAGAAUACUUCCCUUGGCCAUGAUACUCGACCAAUUGCGGAUGACAGAAGUGUUGAAGCCCUGGUUGAUUUUCGGGUGCACAAUCUGUCAUGGCUGAAGGCUGCUGGAGAAGAAAGCCGGAGCAGAGAUAGCCGGAGAAUGCAAAUAUUGCGGCAACAAGCUGACCACGCCAAGGCACGAAGCGAGCUGGCUGAAGUCGAAAGUGAAAGGGCCCUCCUUGGAGACCGCGAUAAUUCUCAGAGGGCCACGAACACCGACCCAGAGGGUCGCGAUCCUGAAAGACAGAGUGCUCAUGAGUAUCCCACACUCGCCUUGGAGUCCGGAAAUAGCUCACGGCCAAGGUCGGAUUCGGCGGGACCACUGGUUGCGCAUGACGGCAUAUCUCCUUACCCAGAUCCCUCUGUAGCCUCAAAUUAUGGUAUCGGGAUGGGGUAUUAUGAGCAGGAUGAUACACCCGACAAAAUCCUCUUCGAUCCAUAUAAAGCCCCCUCUCCUAGUGCUAUUCACCUCGCCGACCUCGAAGUACCUGAUUCCGUCAAGAAGUCUAUUCGCGCUGCGAAGAGGAAAGCCAAACGGGAGAAUGAGGACCCAGAUUUCAUAGUCGGGAGAUCUAGUCACAAACGGACACGGCAUACAAAUGGCGUAGAUAUAUUGGAUAAUUUGGAUCCAGCGCUUUUUGAUGUGGAGCCGUCGACGGCAUCAUCAACGUUGCGUCAGAGGCGGGUGCCAUCGAGUAACACCAUUAGACACCUCGCGGAAAACCAAGAUGGAAAUCUAGAGACACUUUCAACUGAGCCCCUUACCGAGACCAUGCCCACGGAGCCUACUCUUCGGCAUGCAAGGCCUCUAGCAUCAUACGUAGAAGUUGAUGAUGUUGACAUGGAUGAAGUAGAGGAGGGUGAAAUGGUUGGCGAAGGAUCUGGUCAAGAGGCCGUUUUGGACGAUAAGGCUGCGGAAGCGAUUGAAGAAGCUCGACUCUCGGAGGUUCAAAAUAGUGGACUUCAACAGGAGGCGUCGGUAACAUCAAAACACUUGGAAUCAACUCAGGGCCGGAAAAGCCGCGUACGACCUUUACAGGUCAGUUUGAGGUCUGUCGACUCUGUAUCAAUGACCGACCCGAUAAGCCCCAGGCCGGCCAUUCGCAGGCGUGGGCGACCAAGAAAAUCAACGGUUGUCUCUCUUAAACAAUCGGAUACAGCAGCAGAUGGUACAGCAGGAGCAUUAAGGGAUCAGGGUGAAUCUCUAGGCGAGGCUCCUGAUACCUCUAAUGUGAGGUCAAGCAAUUACCAGCAGUUGAAAAGCAACUCUUCAAUCGGAGCGUCUUUGCAACAACACGAGGAACCAUCAGUGCGUAGCGUUGCGACGGUCGAAAUAUCCCAAGAACGUAAUCUCAAAGAUGUUGGACGUGAACUGCGCUCUAACCCCAGAGGCAGGGAAUCACAACCAGAGGCCAAGAACCCAGCUUCUCAAGUACGAAAUUUGAAGUCUGCAAGUCAGUCAUUCAUGUCAAUGGCGGAAAGAUUGGCUCUCAAAGGCAGGAAAUUUAAGAUCGGGAAGCGAAGAGCCGCUGCCAGUCCAUUACUGAAGGAUAAGGAUGGUGGAUCACAUGUUUCUGAAGCAUCAGAAUCUACGAUUAGAGAGUCGCGUCAGGUUUUAUCGGCGGUGGCUGGUCGCACAGAAGGUAGCUAUCGUCAUCAGUCACAAAGUCGGCCUGGUCCACGAACAAGCUCGGCGGCGGCGGGACCGCUAACCAAUCUCUCAGACGAUGAGCAGGAAUCCGUCUCCAAGUCAUCAGAUAUCUCCACUACCCAGAAAACAGUUGUGAGAUUGACGGAUAUGGUGUCUAGCGAAGACGAGCACGGGAGCACCAUAGACAUGGCGGUAUCAUCUAGUGAUGACAGCGGCGAUAGUGACAUUCCUGCAAGCGGAAUGAACAGCCGAGAACGUGCUUCGACUGAACUAGGCUAUACCCAGUACCGUGGGGGAAGAAGGGGAGGGGGAAGGGGAAGAGGAAGGCGUAGAGCUAGACCGUUGCGCACGGAGACGUGUGUAGGUACAUGGUCGGAUAUCGAAGGGAGUUGGCCUCAAAUGGAACUGCAUGAUCAGUAUGGAAUUCGAGGGAUUUCAAUAUACCUGACAUCGUUAGUUGCUGAAACCAGACGCACAAUAGUGUUCAAAGACAUUACAUGGGUUACACCCAGGACACCCCAAGUUCCACCAGAAGAACGGUAUGAUUUGGCAUGUGAUCAGGGCAUAAUCGUCCAAGACCCGUACAAGGUUUGGCAACUGGACAUGCUGUCUCUGGCGUCCACGUGGGAGGCAUCUGGCUCAUUCACUCGCUCAUGCACAUGCAGAGGCACCGGCAUCUGUUGGCUGACAGCCUACAUGUGUAUAUUGCACCUGGUCUUGUUAGUUCCAAUCCAGGCACCGGACUUGCUGGGAAUCCUCUCCACAAUACGGGGUCUUCUCAAUCUCAUCAAAUUCAUUGUGGUGAUAUCCCGGUCUGCUAGGUUCAGCCGCGUCGCAACCGGGCUACUACUAGGCACCUUAGUCCAGGUACCUAAUACUUACAUAACUCGAGCUCAAGGCUCAAGUACAAUCCGAGUCGACAUGUUAAAUAGCACGACGUCCCCCGCUCCAGUAGACUUGUCUCACCAGCUGACAGGAACGAGGAGGAGAAAAAAAAGCUGUUCAUUUACUAUGCCUUUGGCACACAAUACAAUGGGACGGCGUGUACUAUUUGCCGAGAUCAUGAUAGCUUUGGUGGUGGCAAGUUCGGCCGUCCACGGCACGAGGGCUAUUGACACAAGCUGGCACGCUCCGGCAGAAACACAGCUCAACAACCUUACGUCGGCGCUGGCUUCCAAUGGGGUCUAUGGGUUUAUUUUUAAUUCGUCAAAUACUCCCCAACACGAGUAUGGAGUAUACAACUGGUGCAAUAUGCCACAUGUUCGACCAACAGAGUACGUUGUGGCCGACAAGGCAUAUGAAUUACAAUAUGUUGAAUUGAUUCACAGGCACCACAAGCGGACGCCGUACGCUUCAAAUGCUUUCCCGGUUGAGUCUUACCAGUGGAAUUGCGAAGAUGCACACUUGUUUCUCUACGGCGAACCUUUGCAGGGAAAGCAAUCUUCUCCCGUAUUUCGAAAAGGGCACAUCUCUCCGAUGAACCCAUUCGUGCCACCUGGCUGGAUUGGGAGCUGUAAUUUUCCUCAAAUUACGUCUGGCGGUCUAAGUGACUCGUGGCAGCACGGUGCUGAUCUGUAUGCCGUGUAUCAUGAUCUCUUGGGGUUCCUUCCAUCGAGAAAUUCGGACUACAAAUCCUCUGUGCGAUAUCGCGUUACUAAUAAUGUUAUCACGAGCCAGGUUGCUGGCAUGGUAGUCAGCGGCAUGUGGUGGACAAACGAUCCAUAUCCCCUAAUUGUUGAGAUUUCAUUCACGUCCCAUGACUAUCCUGCUUCUAUUUCCGUUCUCGUAACGGCACCCUCCACAAUAGCCUACUUGGUCUGCCUCCUCACUCCGUUGCUGACAAAAGCUGUUGUUCCUAGGCCCCAGGAGUCGACAGCUUGGAACCACAAUACCCUUCAUCUAGAGGCGUCCGCAGCGUUGUUCAGUACCCUCGAUGGUAUCUCGGGAGUUCCCUCGAGCGAUGGCGCAUUCCACUCGUCAUUCGACCACUACUAUGAUAACCUCUCCGCUAGACAAUGCCAUGCUAAACCUUUACCCUGCAAGCUAGUUGAUGGCCAGAACAGCACUAAGUGCAUCUCGCAGGACCUUGCCAAUGCGGUCUAUCGUCUGGGAAACUGGGAAUACAGUCAAAUAUAUCGUGAUCAUCCCUCGUCACUCCCCGCUAGUGUUGCGUCUCUCGGGGUCUGGAUUGGAGAGCUCACGUCCCAUCUGCGUGAUGUUAUGGGUGGAUCAAGUGACAUACGCUACUUCCACAACAUAGCUCAUGACGGAUCAUUGUCUCGUCUACUCUCCGUCUUGCAGAUUAAUGAAAUGGUGUGGCCAGGAAUGGGCGCAGAAGUAGUCUUUGAGCUGUACAAGCGAAAGGACCAUGGACCAAACCCUAGCCCAACGACGUCCGUGGUCGCACCUCGUUGUCAUCAUGACAACUGCCUUCGACAUAUGCUUCAGCAUCCUACAUCAGCAAGUAUACUUUGCCAAAACGUCACCAGUUCGACAAGUGGCUCUCCAACUUUUCCACGCUCGUUCCUAGCAGAAUGCUCUAGUCAAUCUCGACUUGUGUCAGCCUGCUCCUGUAUAUCUAGCACGACAAUAAAGACGGCUCCAGCUCCUUCGCAAACUCCCUUGUCUAUUCCAUCCCGGCAUUACAUUCGUGUGUUAUUUGGUGGCAAGAUUCUUCAAUCUUCCAACCCCAACCUAGGCCGCAUGGAUAUGUUGCCGGUCGAAGUUCUACUAGACUAUCUUGAAGGUCUAGUUGGAAAGGGCGGGGGUCUUGUGAAGUCCAGGUGUCAAAACUAG
Molecule: messenger RNA, 6465 nt
Organism: Metarhizium robertsii ARSEF 23
Lineage: Eukaryota; Fungi; Ascomycota; Sordariomycetes; Hypocreales; Clavicipitaceae
Product: AT hook domain-containing protein
Exons: 7
Coding region: 1-6465 (2154 amino acids)
Biological process (GO): dephosphorylation
Molecular function (GO): phosphatase activity
Source: RefSeq, a predicted model, not a curated record